UGUAACACACUAGCAAGCUUGGCAAACCCGGCGGGCAGCGCUGUGCCAGCGCCCGACCUCUUCGGGCCCGCCACGCGACGAAGCGACGCCUGCGACCGCCGACCGCCUCGCGACGCGCGGGCUGCCCGCCCCACAAACUGCCCACCUUGUGAAUUGUGAAGGGCUGCCGGCCCGCGAACCCACGGCCCGCGGACAACGGAGCGCACGCGACCAUGGCCUCCGUCACGACGAAGUCGGCCCGGAGCCUCACGGCCAAGAGCCCCAAACGAACAAAAGCCCAGGUCACGCUGACCACGCAAGCGACCGUAGGAGAUUUGAUCGACAUCCCCGGCAUGGACCUCGAUGCCUUGGUGCAGGAGACGGCCGACCUCGCCGCCGACGACAUCAUGGAGGACAUGGAGACGCAGAACGCGGGGUUAGCCCCGCCGAAAAGGAAAGUAGUAUCUCCGCGCGCCGCGGACUUCGGGAAACGUUUUUUUGAUGGGAGACCGCCUCGCGAAUUAACGAGGAUGGAGCUCCUCAUGCGCGACACGCGCGCUCUCAGGGAUGAACGGAGGAUAGACCGGGAGAUGGCGCGCAAGUUCUGGUGCGCGACGGCGACCGGCUACUUCCUGGGAUUCCUGUCUUUAUUAGUGAUGGUGCCCGUGGCGCUGUGCUGGAACCUUGGCAUGUUUUUAUACGAGGCCCUGCGGCGGGAGAAGCCUCCUCCUGUCAAAAAGAGAGGUAAGGUCGCGCCGGCCCAAGACUGGCGCUACGAGCUCAAGGACGGCUUCCCGCAGCGCAAGAACGCGGCGUUAUUUGAUCUGACCCAUAAAGCGAAGGACGACCCGCGGGCCAACUACAAGACGUACUCGGCGGGCGACCUGAUCCGGGCGCGGCCGGCCGCUUCCCAGCCGUCCUAUAGUGUCCCCGUGCGCCGCACGGAGCAGGACGACCUCUUGGAGUCGUUCGCGGCGGACCGCGCGAAGCAGCGGCGCGCGGGGCCGCCGCCCGGGUAAGCGGUUGUGUUGGUUUC
Messenger RNA from Pelagomonas calceolata, 1015 nucleotides. NCBI's taxonomy places the organism in Eukaryota, Pelagophyceae, Pelagomonadales, Pelagomonadaceae. The record is from the annotation of a GenBank genome assembly.